This is a messenger RNA of Rangifer tarandus platyrhynchus (Svalbard reindeer), 387 nucleotides long. The record is from the annotation of a GenBank genome assembly. NCBI's taxonomy places the organism in Eukaryota, Metazoa, Chordata, Mammalia, Artiodactyla, Cervidae.
AUGGCUUACAAAGGAGAUGAAAUGUGGUCUGAGGGACGAUAUGACUAUGAAAGACUUCCAAGAGAAAGAGUACCUCCUCGAAGUCACCCCAGUGAUGAAUCUGGCUAUAGGUGGACAAGAGAUGAUCAUUCUGCAAGCCGACAGCCUGAAUACAGGGACAUGAGAGACAGCUUUAGAAGAAGCGGUUUCUACUCCUCCCAUUAUGUGAGAGACCGGUCUCCUCAUAAAAGAGACACUCCUUUUUUCAGAGAAUCGCCUAUAGGCCGAAAGGAUUCUCCACACAGCAGAUCUGACUCCAGUGUCAACAGUAGGAGUUACUCUCCAGAAAGAAGCAAAACUUAUUCCUUCCAUCAGUCUCAACACAGAAUAUUGAUUGGAGCCAAAUAA